This is a messenger RNA of Caenorhabditis elegans, 1024 nucleotides long. It is a transcript of the gene K07H8.11, whose product is annotated as F-box associated domain-containing protein. NCBI's taxonomy places the organism in Eukaryota, Metazoa, Nematoda, Chromadorea, Rhabditida, Rhabditidae. Bases 15 to 923 code for a protein of 302 amino acids. The transcript is spliced from 4 exons. The record is from RefSeq and is marked reviewed.
ACAAAGAAAGGAAAAUGUUGGUGGUCAUAUUUUGUUUCUUGAAUAUUCUAUUUUCGGUGACAUCUUUUGAUCUUGAGGACGACGAUGAUUCAUGGAAAGAACUGACUUUCUCAAUAAGAACAGAUGGUAAUGGUACUAUCGAAAGUGCUCAUAUCCAAUGGACUGAUCGUUUUGAUGACUCAUUUGCCUAUGCCUACACGAACGAAAAUCGGACAGAUUUGAAGUUUUUAUAUGACAAGCCACGCCCUGAACUAUUCGUCAGCAAAAACUUCAUCGUGGACGCAUUCACUCAAUUCAUGGAUUUUUUCCAGAAUCGAACAAAAAUUUCCAGAAUUAGUGUGACGCUUCCAUCAUUGACAGAUGAUCUCAAGAAGAUCACAAAACGAAAAAAUUCCGUUAAAACAAAACCAGCAAUUGAUAAUUUUCGUUUCAACUCGUAUGAUUCAUUGUUGUACAACGAACUUUUGAGGUUAUCUACCGGAAUCCCGAAACAGUUGAAAAUUUCAUUUUUCUACUAUCCUGAGCGGACUGAGAAAGUUCUGGACGGUACAAUUUUGAAUCAUCCCAAGGUUCGAGAAAUCACUGAACUGGAUCUUCGUACUGUUGAAAGUGAUAUUAAUGAUGCUCAACUUCAUCAAUUGGAAUGUGAAUCUAUUUCUCUGAGAUCUUCCACGGUAACCAAUGCAGGAAUUAACCGAAUUUUAAAGGAAUGGCAAGAUGGAUUACGACCGACUCGUUAUUUGAAACUAGUGAAUGAUGAUUUACAAAAGGCUGAAAUUAUGGAUGGAGUCUCGAAACGAACAUUGCAACGUGGCGUUUGGGAAAUUAAGAAUCGAUUCAACGCCUCGGCUACUGUAACCGUAAGCCGUGUGCCGACUAAUCUAUAUGAUUCAAAGCCGACGUUUGAGUUUGCGGUUUCUUAAAAAAUCAUGGUAAAAAAUAAAUAUCAAUGUUAUAUUUUUUUAUUUAUCUAUUGAACCAUUAAAUGCAUAUAGCUUGUCUAAUGAAAUAAACUUGAUAAGUA